GGACGGGUGAUGGCCGCGGCGGCAGGACUUGGGGGUUGUUGAGUUCCUCGAUCCGAUUCUCCCCCCCCCCCCCGCCAUAUCCAGUGCCAACUAUGAUGAAUCCCAACGAAGGCGCGGCGCCGCAGGAGAAAUAUAAGCUGGUGGUGGUCGGGGGAGGCGGCGUGGGCAAGAGCGCCUUAACCAUUCAGUUCAUCCAGUCGUAUUUUGUCUCUGACUAUGACCCCACCAUCGAGGACUCGUACACCAAAAUCUGCAACAUUGAUGGCACCCCAACCCGGCUGGACAUUCUGGACACUGCUGGGCAGGAGGAGUUUGGGGCCAUGCGAGAGCAGUAUAUGCGUACAGGGGAAGGUUUUCUCCUCGUCUACGCCAUCAACGACCGUGGCAGUUUCAACGAGAUCAACAAGUUCCACACCCAGAUACUUCGAGUGAAAGACCGCGAUGAAUUUCCCAUGAUCCUCGUGGGCAAUAAGGCUGACCUGGACCUUUAUCGGCAGGUGCCCGAGGAGGAGGCCCUCAGCUUUGCCCGGGAGAACCGAAUACCAUACAUGGAAGCCUCUGCCAAAAUUCGCCUCAAUGUGGAUGAUUCUUUCUACGAGCUGGUCAGGGCCAUCAGGAGGUUUCAUGAGCUGGAGUCUCCCCCUGCUCCAGCUGUUACCCCAAAGAAGAAAGCAAGCAGAGGCUGCCCUUGUUCCAUUCUGUAAACUGCCGCCCCACACAAAGCUACAGAUCCUGGAAGGGGAAGAAAGGCGGUCCAGGUUCCCUACCAACCAGAGGAUACAGCAGGAUUUUCCCCCCUGGCUCCACUUCCCCCACUGCAACAAGGGCUGGCAAUGUGUACUCUGCACUUGUGUCCAAAUACUACUUACUUCUCUACUCUCACCAAGGACCCUACAAACUGGAACGAGGUGCAGGAAGCAGAUCAACCGUAUUUCCCUUUCAGCGCCUGCUUCACCUAGAGGUUACACAUAUUGAGAAGGGUGUUGUGGGGGGAUCCAAGCCUGCGUAUCCUACUCGCCCACCUCUCUCUCCAGAAUUCUUCCAAGGGAAUUGUCGGUUUGCCUUCUUUGCCAAGAGGGAGAAGGCAGGGAGGUUUAAGAAAUGUGGGUUCAUGGAUAUCCAUUUGGAACAGACAGGCAGGUACGGGAUUGUUCUAUAUUGUGCUAGGGAGUGGAAAGCCACAGCAGGAGGGUCACAACACUUCACUGCAGCUAGAGCCAGCGUGCUUCUCCACCUACACAGAUAACACAAGUUUGUUCAAACACAUAUUGUACGAAUACAUUUAGAGGGGUGUUUUUAAGCUUUUUUAAAAAAUAAUAAAUCACAGCCAUAUUUAUGCAAGCAGCAAGGGAAGGAGAAGCAGGCUCAGAGUUGCGUCUUCUUCCCAGGCCCUGGCUGACAUCGUCCAUUUUCUCUGGAAAGGGGAGGAUUUAAAAAUAAGCACAACUUUUCCAUGCAAGUCAAUAAUAUCGGGGUGUGUAAUAGCAGCCAGGUUGUCUGGACGACUAAUUCCUCUAUUUUGGGUAGAGGAAGUAAGGGAAGCAACAGUAUUAUUUUUGGUGAAGCGAACAAAAGUUAAAAGAGGCUGGAGCUAAAACUGGCCCUACCUCCUGAUUCUGUUGAGAAAAGACUAGGCAAUAGAAGUUGAAAACUUAAGUGUUUUAACUAUUGGAUCCAAAUACCAAUGCCAGUCACCAUAGCUCAUAGGUAGGGCAACAUGGUACCCACCAGAUGUUUUUGGCUGUUUAUGGGACUCUGUAAUCUAAAACUUCUGGAAAGCCCCAGGUUGCCUACUACCCUUUCAUUUUUAAAAAGUUGCUCUGUCCAAGAAUCACAUGGUUUGAUUUCGCUUUGCAUAAUACAAAAAGAUGUAUCCAGCUUUUCCUUUUCUUUCUUUCUUUCCUUUUCUGAUGCACUUGUUGAGUGGUAAGCUAAGCUGAAACAGCCAUUUGCCAUAGUUUUGUUAGCAACACUUUUGUGGCCAGUGCAUUUAUCACAUUAUUUCCCAGCAAUAACCUCAGACACAACCAUGUUUAAAAUCUUAGAGCUCUUCUUGCAUGCAUUUGUAUGGAGUGAUCUUGAUCAAUGAUCCUCACAAUCAUCAUUCAAAAAUUUCCUGCUGUUUUGGCAGUCCCACCAUCUUAGUAAGCUACCUAUCUACCAAUUCAUCCAGUAUUUUCUGUUCUCCAGCUCCUGCUACCUAUAGAAGAAAUGGAUGUAUAAGACAUCCAUGUUCUGUUUUUCAGAAAUAAAGGUGUGUGUGUGUUUGUGAAUGAGGCCUCUCCUGCUAAUAGCCUUUCUAUUAUGCUGCAGAGCAUUCCAGCCUAUAAAUACCAAAGAGUUACCACUUAAUCAAAAAAAAAACUAUCUUGGGGCACCUUAAAUGCAAACUUACUGUGGCAUAAGCCAUCAGAGCCCACUGUGCCAAUUGCAUGAAGUAUUCUCAGCUGGCAGGGAUAAUCUAUACAGACACAGAUAAACAAUUUUUUUUUGUAAACGGGGGCCAAAAGGCCAUGAAAUGCAAGGGUAGUUAGUAGUGGGCUGGAAGUUUGUCACUUAUCCCAAAGUAAUUUUAAUAAAAGGAAACUACUUCCAAAUCAGUGUGUAACUGUAUUCAUCAUGACAAAAUGGAAUGGCUAAGAACAAGUAGCACUGGAUGGGGCUGUUGAGCUAUGAAGUGUGGUGUCAAUCUGUAAUAAGAGGUGGGUUAACCAUCUCAGGAAUUAGAUCAGGAUGCAACUAUUAGGAUGCAGUCCUAGACACAGCCGAGAGUAAACCCUACUGAACUAAGGGAGGGGGUAUAGCUCAGUUGGUAGAGCACCUGCUUUGGAUGCAGAAGGUCCUAAGUUUGAUCCCUGACAUCUCCAGACAGGAUUGG
Elgaria multicarinata webbii is the source of this 2878-nucleotide messenger RNA. It is a transcript of the gene RRAS, whose product is annotated as RAS related. The coding region runs from base 93 to 704 and encodes 203 amino acids. The transcript is spliced from 6 exons. Lineage: Eukaryota; Metazoa; Chordata; Lepidosauria; Squamata; Anguidae. Gene Ontology annotation, cellular component: plasma membrane. The record is from RefSeq and is a predicted model, not a curated record. Gene Ontology annotation, biological process: Ras protein signal transduction. Gene Ontology annotation, molecular function: GTPase activity; GDP binding; GTP binding.